UGCACAAAGCAACCUAUACCCUUCCCUCAUCCUCUCUUCAUCUCUCAGUCCCUCUUUUAACUUUUUCUUUAGCUUUUAUGUACCAAACAAGGUUUCCUUCACAUAUCCAGUCUCUUUCUCUUCACUUGAAAUACAAUUAAUUUGAAAUCCUGAACUCAUAGUUUACACAUUUUGAAGGAAUCCCAAUUCUUCAAACUGGGUUUUUAUAUAAUCCUUAAAUUCAUUAGUUUUGGGUUCUUGGAAUUGUGCGGUCAUGGAGAAUGAGUUCUUUCUAAAUGCAGGAAUCCCACUAUCAGCACCAAUGCGAUUUGGGGCAGCUUCAGCUACUCAAAUGCCCAAUUGGCAGUCACUCUCAUCAGCCAUGGAAAUUCAAGCUACAGAGCUGAAUUGCUCGACGGAGGCAGUUCCUGAUUACCUUUUCAACCCCAAUUGGGAGAAGUCAACUGAUCAGGGUGGUCUCCAUUUUGAGUCUGCUUUGAGUUCAAUGGUGUCAUCACCAGCUGCAUCCAAUUCCAAUAAUAUCUCCAACGAGAGCUUUGUGUUCAGAGAAUUGAUCGGAAAACUGGGUAACAUUGGAGGCAAUUCUGGUGAGAUCUCGCCACAUUCACAGACCCUUUUGGCAUAUAUGGGGGGUGGUGGUGGUGGCAAUAAAAGUACCAAUACUUCUUGUUACAGUACCCCAUUGAAUUCACCUCCCAAGCUCAAUUUGCCAAUUGAGAAUAUACCCAGUUUGGGAAAACCCAUGGUUUUGAAUUCUACUGUCGCAGAUUUCACCGCCGACCCUGGGUUCGUUGAGAGAGCUGCCAAGUUCUCUUGCUUUGGUAACAGGAGCUUCAAUGGCAGAACAACCCAAUUAGGGCUAAGUAACACCGAAUUAGCCUCUAGAUCUAUUCCCAAUCCAAUUGUGAUGAACAGUAAACUAUCGCGGGUUUCGAGUAAUUCUUCACUCAACGCAGUAGGAUCUCAAUUGGGAAACAAUAAUCCAACACCACACGAGCGAAUUGAGUCGAGAAAUUCUUCCUCCCCUGAAGCUUCGACAGUCUCCGAGCAGGCUCCGAUUGGGGAAAGUGGGUAUAGGGCCACCAAUGAUUCCAAUUCUAGGAAAAGAAAAGCAGUUCCAAAAGGAAAAGCUAAGGAACCUUCACAAUCCCCAUCAAACAAUGCUUCAAAGGUGUCCGAAGCCAAUAAUGAGUCCGAUUCAAAGCGAAUCAAAACAAAUGAAGGCAAUGGAAGUGCUAAAGCAGAGGAGGAGUUAAAAGGAAGCGAUUCAAGUGGUGGGGAUGAUAAGCAAACAAAGGCUAAUAACACAAAGCCUCCAGAGCCUCCUAAGGACUAUAUUCAUGUUAGAGCAAGAAGAGGUCAAGCCACUGAUAGUCAUAGUCUCGCAGAAAGAGUUCGAAGAGAGAAAAUUAGUGAAAGAAUGAAGCUUCUUCAGGAUCUUGUUCCAGGUUGCAAUAAGGUCACUGGGAAAGCUCUCAUGCUUGAUGAGAUUAUAAACUAUGUCCAGUCAUUGCAAAGACAAGUUGAGUUCCUUUCAAUGAAGUUAGCUUCUGUCAAUACCAGGCUGGAUGUUAAUAUGGAUAGCAUAUUGUCAAAGGAUAUAUUCAAAUCAAACACUUGUUUGCCAAACCCAAUAUUCCCAUUAGAUUCCUCGGCAUCGGCCUUUUUCGGCCACCAGAGUCAGCAAAAUCCAGCAGCAGCACUGCAUAACAACAACAUUUCUAAUGGGACAGAGUCCCCACUAGAUUCUGCAUUGUGCAGAAAUCUUAACAUGCAAUUAACUUCACUUGAUGGAUUUAUGGACAGUGUAGCUCAGUUCCCAACAUUCAGUGAGGAUGAGCUUCAAACAAUUGUGCAGAUGGGUUUUGGCCAGAAUCCUAACCAGGAACCUGCAAUGCUGUCACAAAGCUUCCAUGGUUCAAACCAAGUAUCCAACAUGAAAACUGAGUUUUAAAUCACAGUUUUUACAGUCUGAAUUCAAGAUCCAGAAGGAAAGGAAAAGCUGCUGUACAUACAAGAAAUUGAGCUGGGACAAGUACCACUGCUACUAAUUCUUAUAUUUUAUCUUAUUAUUGUUUUUCUCCAUGAUUUUGUCUACUAAUUCUUUUUUUUUUGGGUGUUCUCUUACAAGUGUAUUCACUGUAACUAGUACCAACAUCCACAUAUGUAUGAUAUAGUGCUAAUUAAUUAAUCAAUGAAGAGUUUCUUUCAAGUCUCA
This is a messenger RNA of Tripterygium wilfordii, 2218 nucleotides long. Its product is annotated as transcription factor bHLH62. Gene Ontology annotation, biological process: regulation of DNA-templated transcription. The transcript has 8 exons. Gene Ontology annotation, molecular function: protein dimerization activity; DNA-binding transcription factor activity. Lineage: Eukaryota; Viridiplantae; Streptophyta; Magnoliopsida; Celastrales; Celastraceae. Bases 254 to 1954 code for a protein of 566 amino acids. Gene Ontology annotation, cellular component: nucleus. The record is from RefSeq and is a predicted model, not a curated record.